Cinara cedri is the source of this 18806-nucleotide messenger RNA. NCBI's taxonomy places the organism in Eukaryota, Metazoa, Arthropoda, Insecta, Hemiptera, Aphididae. The record is from the annotation of a GenBank genome assembly.
UACCUAUAUUGUUCUUUAUCAAAAUAAAUAUUGUGAACGAGUUGUGCCAUUUUAACUUGUAACGACCAUAAUAAAUACUUGCAUACCUACUUCGUAUUUUGCAACAAAAUUCUAUGUGUAGCAUCAUUACAGCUCUGUGCGAUUAGAUUGUUUUUUUUUUUUUGCACGUAAAACACCAAGUAAAAUCGCGUUAACAGUUUCAUGUGCCACUCAAACACUGGAAAAUCUGCAUUUGCGUUAUCUUCAAAGGAUUAUUGAACUAUUUCAUGCUUAAACAUCCUGUACAAGUACGUACCCAUUAUAUUAAAUAGGUAUUUAUAAUGCAAAACCGUUGUAUAUGUAUCUAAUUCCAUCAAUUUCACAUAGUUAUUACCUAUAUAAUAAUAAAUAGGGUUUAUAGUAAUUUGGUCUUCUAUAUUUUGUAACAAAAGUGUUGUUAUCAAUUCUUGUUUUUAACUCAGUUAUAAUUAAGAUCACAAUAUUUUCAUUACCACUACGACACACGUUAUAUUAAUAUAUUAUUAAUACUUAUUCGUAAGUUAAAAUAUAAAUUCAAGUACUUAUUAAUCUCGUUGUGUGCGUUAUGACAGAAUGGUGCUUAUAGAAAGAUAUUUUUUGAUAGCUACCUAUAUUUGAAUGGGUUUAUAUGUCAUCAGAAAUUAUUUGUGUUAUUAAAUUAACUUUGUUUUGAAAUUUUCUGUUCAAAAUUCAACAUUUAUAAAAUUCUUGCCGUGUUUUGUAACUAUAUAGUUACCUAAAAGUUGAAGUCUGUCUUUUGGGGUAAAAAAAAAAAAAAUUGUCAAAAUAUCAAAAAAGGCCAAAUAGUUUUUUUUUCCUAUUUAUCCAGUUACCCACUAUCGAAUUUGAUGUUUUCUCAUUUUUUGCCAAGAUAGAAACGAGAGUAUUUUCUAUGAUAAAUAUUGACUGCUUACUGAUUUGACUGGGGCUGUCUGUCUCUUAGGAUCAAAACUAAACAUAAAAAUAUCGACAAAAUGUUUCAAAGGUUUUCUCGAGUUUUCUAUUCAUAUAGCGAUCUGAAUUAAAGUCAAACUGUAAGAAUUUUAAUUUUUCAGUUUUUAACCAUUUUUGUCUACAUUUCAAAAUAUUGCAGGGUGAAUAGACCUAAAAAAAAAAAUGGACUUAUAAUAGUUGUUUUCGAUACUUUGCUAUUUUUUUUUUAUCCCAAUAGCCAAACUUCAACCUUAGAAUUUGGGUAGGUACAUAUAUAUUACCUGUUGUUGUUUGUACGUUUUUAUCCUAAAAAUAUUAUUUUCAGCUUUUCACCUUUUUUUAUACCUUAAAUAAGUAGGUAUACACUUUUGAUUUUGAAUAACAACCCCUUUUUUAACAGAUUUGAAUAGAGAUUAUUUUUUCUAAAAAUGUCUAUAUAAAGUUUAUAACACCGUUUAUUUGAUAUGACUAAAAUAUUUGUGAAGGUUAACUAAAUAAUAAACUUUAUAAUCAUUUUUAGAUGAUAACGAUAACUCUUCCCCAUACCUUUGGUCUAGAUUGUAAACUGUUAUUUAUUAAACAACUGGUAUUGUUAUAACUCAUAAAUAGUAAAUCCUAUUUAAAUGUUAUGUAUAUCAACAAUUUUAGAAACCAAUUCUUUAUUCAAAUUUGUGUUUAAAAGGUGAAGCACUAUUUGGGUGUACAGUAUACACUCUUUCAAGGACAGAUUGGUAUACAUUUAAACUGGUUUUAUAUUAAUUAUAUAACUGUUACAGUCAGAGAGUAAAUCACUGAUUAAUAUUUUGUACACCAAAUUCCAGAGUCCAGCCCUAUACUUAUUUAAGAUAUAAGAAGCUAGGGGUAAAAAUUUGAAUUUAGUGUUAACAUAAAGCUUAAAUGAUAGAAAAAAAGAAUUUCAAUUGCUGGAUCAUGAAAAAUUGAUCAUCAUGUAUAUCCUUCCUAAAUUCCAGGAAGCACCAAGAAACUACAACAAUAUUUUUUACUAAGUUAUUACAUUUUGACCAUUAAAUGCUUAGCUUUUAAGUACAAAAUUGAAAGUGUGUUUGUAUUGUUUGGUAUCAUCUUAAUUAUUUGUUUAAUUAUUUUAAGUGAGCUGUUACUUAUUAGAAGAGAGGGUGUUUGAAAUGGAAAAAUUUAUAUUUUAUGUGAUACACAAGUUUUACAUUUUAACAGUUAUAUCUGUUUUUACUGUUACUUGUUUAAUGGAAUACAAAUCUCAAGUAUUAAUUAAUAUAUAUUGUUAGAAGGUGUUAAGAUAACUUGACUAUUUUAUUAGUUAAAAAGUAAACAUAUAACUUAUCAUAUUUUAGAUUAAUUAUAAAUUAAUAUUGUUAUCAUACAUCUCCUUCUAUAUAGGUACAACUACGGUUUUAUAGAUAGAUCCACAGUUGAAAUAUACAUUUAUAUAAUAUUUAUACAAUAUAUAUUUUAAUCAUGGUAGAUAACCACGGAACAAAAAUAAUAUUUUAGUUUAUACACAAUGUCAUGUAUAUGUCAUAUAAUAAUAUAAUAUAUUUACUAGUAUUAUUAUAAAACUAGAUUUAUAAACUAAACAUACAUAAUAGAAGUUAUUAACUCAAAUUUAAAGUAGGCUUAAGAUAAGCAAGUAACAACAAAGAAAUAUAGUGUAUAUUUUUAUUUUUAAAAAAAAGAAAAGAAAUAUUUUCAAGUUAAAAUAAAUCUCAGUGGUUUUCUAACUGCUUUACCCGAUUCUGAUGUAAUUUGUGUGGGUUUAGGUAUUAUACCAGUGGUUUUCAACCUUUUUAACAAUGUAGCACCCCUAUUCUCCUACAAAAUUUUCGCGGCACACCAAUUCAUAUAAUACGUGAAGCAUAUAUUUUUUAAUAUAAUAUAUAUAUAUUUAGGUACACUGUUUACAAUCUACUGUAUUAGAGGGUUAAUUAUUAUGAAAUAAAUUAAUACAAUGAUGAAAAAAUGUGUUGGCAGAAAUAUUUAUUUUUAAAAGAUAAUAAUGUUGUACAUGAAGUAUAAAUUUACCGAUUAAUGAGAUUGUUGUGCUUGUCGUGUGGAGCACAAAUGUUUUAUUCUAGAAUGAGUAAAACAUGAGAACAGUCGACAAGCUUACUCUCAGUUCUUCUAUGGAUCUAAGUCGUUUUCUUUUUUUACUUUUUAUUAUUGUGACUGCUGAGAAUCCUUGUUCGCAUAGAUAUGAUGUGGAGAAUGGUAGUAAAAUUGUUAUUGCUUUUAUAGAUAUUUCAGAAAAUUCUGCUUGAGCAUAUAUCCAAAAUUUGUUAACUGUCAUUUCUUUAAAUUUUAACCUAUUAAUAGAUUUAUCUUAUCUCGGCACACUUCAAGGGCGCUCGGUUGAAAACCACUGUAUUAUACUAAUUUUAAUUUUUUAUUGUUAACUGUGGGUAUUUCUUCUUUUUGGGUUUGUUUUAAAAUUUAAACAUUAUUUUUUAAACAUUUGUUUUAUAUUUAUUAUAAUGAUUAUUUUAAGAGUUUUACCUUUUUCUAAUAGUAUUACAUAAUAUCUAUGUCUUUUGAGUUUACAAUUAUUACACCUCUCAUAAAGUCAUUCUUUUUAUCAUUCGCAUUAAAAUAUUUUACCCAAUUUAGAAAUUUUUAUCAUAAUAAUCAUAAUCUUUAUAGUGAUAUCCUAUUAUAAUAAUUUUUUUAUUUUUAAACAUUUGCUCUUAGGUAAUUAUAUUCAAUUUAAUUAUUAAAUUAUAAAUUAUAGUUAAUAUCUUACUGCAUAAUUUUAAAUUCAUUAACAACUGUGUAGGUGACAAAUAGUUUAGGUACUUGUGUGUUUCUGUAACUUUAAUGAUAAAUAUCAAUGUGAUCACCCUUUUCAAAAUAUUUUUGUAUUAUUUGUAUUCUUUUUUUAGCUAUACAAACUGCUUUGUCAGUGUUCAAAAGUCCAACUUUUAGUAAAGUUUCACAACUCCCUAUUUCUAAAUAACAUAUUAUCUGUUAUCACCUCCAUUGUCAUUCUAAAUUUACUAAAAAUAAUUUUCAUUUAGGUAUUAUUGUUGAAGUAUCCUUAUUUUGGCAAUUUUCAGCCAAUAUAAAUAAUAGGCAACAGUUAUUAAAUUAUUAUAACACUUCAAUUCUGCAAUAUCUAAAUCAAUUUUGAAAAAGGCCUUAGGUAUUUCAUGAUUUAGUAAAUGUAGUUUAUCUCAACAAUGUAAAAAAAAAAAAUCAAAUUAAAGUUAAUUUAAGUUGUUUAAUCUGGAUAAGAUCUCAUUUGAAGCCACCCUAGAGAAAUGCAAAUCCGUCAUUAUAGAUGCUCCUAACAUAUAUUUUGAUGACAAUACUAUAAUCCCCUAUGUUUCCAAUAUUACUUAUUUAGGUUUUCAUUGGGUUCCAUAUAUCACAUCGCUUGCAGCUACUGUUUCUUGAUGAUCAAACUUUCUUAGGAGCGUUAUCACUUAUUGUAAAUCUUAAUCCAAACAGUUACUUAAUAGCUCCCUACUCCCUGUCUUGCCUACUAUCUUUCUAAUCUAACCUUUUUAAUUCCAAUAUUUCUCCCCUUGUUCUUUAUAUUAAACAACUUACCCUCAAUCUUCAUCAGUCAAAUUAUUACAUUCAAUUUCUUUGGAUUCCUAGUCACAUAAGAAUACAUAGAAAUAAGGUAGCCAAAAUCUACAUCCAAUUUAAUCUGUUCCUCUAGUAUCCAAUUUCCUCAUACUGAUUACACCCCAUUUAUACGUCACCACACAAAACACCUCUGGUCAUCCCAUUGGUCAAAUCUUCAUGCAGAAUUCACUGUCAGAUCUAAAUAUAUUGUUCCUAUUAUUCCUCAUAAUACUUUAAAUACUUUUACCUGCCCACACAUUCAAAUAAGACUUCAUCUCCACUCUGCACUUAAUAUUUAACAGAAAGUGCCUGUGACUUUUCCUACAUUCUUUUUGAUUGUCCUUCCCUGCACAUAAAACACACUAUAUUGUUUAAUUUCUUAAAAGCCCUUAAUAUCACCCCAAAAAUUAUAUUAAUAAUAAUAUAUAAUAUUAAUUAUAUUAUUAAUAAUAUAUAUUUUUGUCUUACCAUAUUUUGUACAAUUAUUUAUAGUUUUUUUUUUUUAUAAAACAUUUUAGUUGUAAAUUUCACUUUUUAUUGAUAUGUAUUGCCUGUUUAUGACUGUGCCAUUUUCAUUGGUUUUUAUUUAAUAGAAUACAAGUAUUAAUUAAUAUCUAAUUUUUGAUUUUAUUUCCUAAUUAUUUUAUUAGUUAAAAAGUGAACAUAUAUGUCUUAUUAUAUUUUAGAUAACCAUACAUUAUUUUAGAAAUUGUAAUUAUUUAUUAAAUUUAUGUUUAUAGAUUAUACAAAACCCCUUGAAAUGACAAAUCCAGAUAAAUAUAUAUGUAAAUUACGUAAGUAUAAUUUUUAACUUAAAUAUAACAUACAAAUUAAUUUAAGUUUACUUUUUAGAAGUAAUAAUAAAUACCUAGACAGUUUUGUGUAAGUUACAGGAAUUUGUGUCAGUAGGUACCUAUUAUUAUUUAAAAAAAGUGAAUGUGAUAAUAAAUUAUUUUCAAUAAUUAUAUUCAGUGAUUAAGAAUAACAAUUUAAAUGACAGUGCUUUUACUAUUAUUUUGUUUUAGUUAUAUGCAAUUUAAAGAUUAAAUAUUUUUUAAGUUAGUAGGUAUCAUAAUUUGUCUAAUAUUUAGAAUAACUAAGUACAACUUCCUGUGUAUUUUAUUUUAUUACAAAAUGAUUGCCAAAACAAUCUCUGUAAAACUAUUAGCUCUUUAAAGUAAUUAAAAUCUGUAUUUAUUAAAAUAUGAUUUUCUUUUGUAGAAGAGUUUGUUGCUCAUAAUGAAAAUGUUACUUGUUUGGCAAUUGGAAAAAAAAGUGGGUUAGUUCUAGCAACAGGAGGUUCUGAUAAAAUCGUAAACCUUUGGAAAGUGGAUAGUAAAACAUGUUUUAUGGUAAUAUUUUAUUUUAAAUCUUACGUUUAUCAAAAUGUUAAAAAUAAAAAGUAAAAUCUAUUUUAUGUAUUAUACAUAACAAAAUUAAAUUGUUUUAUAUAGAGUUUAUGUGGCCAUGUAACUCCAAUUGAAUGUGUCCAAUUCGAUUCAUCAGAAUAUUUAGUUGCUGCUGGGAGUGAAACUGGAAGUUUAAAAGUAUGGGAUUUAACAAAAGGGAAAAAAGUUAAGACAUUCAGUGGCCAUAAGUCAGCAGUUACUAAAGUUGAUUUUUUCCCAUUUGCAUCAUCAUCUUAUUUUGUAACUGGGUCUAAGGACACAAAUGUUAAAGUAUGCAAUUUAUUUGUAAAGUAUUAAAAUAUGUUAUGUAUUAAUUCAUGAUGGGUAUUCUACUCAGUUGUGGGACUAUCGUUAUUCACAUUGUAUAGGAAUGUACAAAGGGCAUGAAGCAUCAAUAUCUAGUUUAAAAUACAGCCCUGAUGGAUUAUGGAUUGCGUCAGGCGAUGUUGAAGGUAGUAUUAAAGUAAGUAAUGUAUCAUGCGACUGUAGACAUGCAGAUUACAAUUACUAUGAUUUAUGACAAAACAAAUUGAAUAGUGAUCUUUCAUGGUUUUAUUCAAAAUUUAAAUGUUAAUAACAAUUUUUUUGUUAUAGAUUUGGGAUUUACGAGUUGGACGUAUGAUUCAUGCUUUUAAUAAGCUCCAUAAUGGUGUUGUAACAUCAAUACAAUUUCACCCAUUAGUCUUUUUACUUGCAAGUAGUGGGACAGAUAAUAAAAUUUAUGUUUUAGAUUUGGAACAGUUUUGUAUAAUUUCACAAAUAGAUACAGAAAAAUCAACAAUUAGGUAAUAAUUACCAAAUAUUACUGUUCAUUACAAUAAUAUAGUAAUAGUAUAGUAUAGUAUUAUAGUACAUUUAUUUUUAAAGAAAAAUAAUUUAAACUAAAUUGUUACAAUUUUUUAAAUCAAACUUUUAGAUGCUUACAAUUUAAUGACAGAGGAGAUGUUUUAUUUGGUGGUGGUACAAAUUAUUUUGGUGUAUUUAGCGUAGAGCCUACCAAAAUUUAUGAUUCAGUUACUACAAAAUGGGGAAAUUUGAAUGAAUUUGUUGUUAAGGAUAAUAAAAUCGUAUGUUAAUCAAAUAAUAAUUUUUCUUUUAGAAUUAAGAUUUUUAAAUUAUAUAAAUAUUUAAUAUUAUAUAAUUUUUAUAGUUUUGUGUUUUUAUCUAUUAAUAAGAAGAUUAAAUUUGUUUUUUUAAUUAAUCAAUUAAUAAAUAUUUGUUCAAGAUUAAAUAAAAAUCAAUUUUUAUAGAUUAGUGCAUCACAUUCGUCUACAGAUGUUUCAACAUGGUUAAUCAAUUUACCUGAAGAAUAUCCUUUUAAAAACCAAUUUUCACCCAUAAAUAAGUUUUCAUCACAAACUAAUACAAUGUUUACAAGAGAUAUUGGUGUGCGAAAAAGUUUCAAUAAAGAAAAAUCUAGAGAAAUGAUUAAACCUAAGUAAAUAUUAACAAAUAAACUUAUUUUUAAAUUACAAUUAAAAAAUAUAUAUUUAUAUUUCACAAUGCAACAUUUGUGCUUCAUCCCAAUGAAAUUCAUAAAAAAAAAAAAAAAAAAAAAAAAAAAAUGACAUUCAAUGCAUUUUGUUUUUAGUAUUCUAUUUUUAUUUGUUUGUUGAUAUACUGUUAAAUAAUUAAGAACUAGGAAUCAUUUAAGCUAUAAAUCACUCUAUGACUCAAUUUGAAACUAAAAAUAUGGCCUCAAAAUAUGUUUUUUUAAAUUUUUAAUAUGCAUCUAAUCACAAGCUAUCAUUAGUUUUGUGUUUAUUCAGAAAUUGGCCUAUAAAAAUUGACCCAAUAUUAAAAUUAAAAAAGCUAAAUACAAGAAAUAAGUAUCUAAUAUUAUUUUAUCCAAGAUAUUUAGUUAUUAUACUAUGAAAGUGGGAAUUAUACAAAUAUAUAAUUUAAAAAGGAAAUUACUCAGAUCAGUUAUGAUAAUGUGCAGAGGAUAUAAAAAAUAUUUUUUGGUCAUAAUUCAGAUGCACUGAAAAUUUAGUAAAAUUGAGACAUUUAAAUAUGGAAAAAUAAUAGUACCUUUGUAUUAGUUAAUGUAUUUGUAUUAAAUAGAUUUUAUCAUUAUUAUUUUAUUAUGAAAUACUUAUUCAAUUGUAUUUGUAUUCAAUAUGUUUAGAACAAAUAUGAAUUUAAUUGAUGAAUCUGAAACUGAUAUCGAAGAUGAAAAUCAAACUGUUAUCACAAAUGUUCAAGAUUACCAUUCAGUAUUUAAACCAAAUAGAACAUGUAUGUAUUUUUGAAUAUCUAUGUGUGAAUAAUCAUAUUUCAUAACUGGAAAAUUAAUAACGUUGUUUAAUUGUAAUUUAGCAUUUAAACCAAGUAGAAUAUGUAAGUAUGUUUAUUUGUCUGUGUGUUACUGUUUAUACUUACAUUAAAUUUAGAAAACAUUGUUAAUUAAAUAAGUAUUUAACCUUUUGAGGCAUUGUGGUAUUAUAGUGAAAAAAUUUUCUUUUUUUAAUGUAAUAUGAGUGCUUAAUUUUAAUAUUUUCCAAAAUAAAAUUAAUGUGUGUCUCAAAGGGUUAAAAUAAAUAAUUUUGAACAAAAUAAAAUUACAUUUUAUUAUUUAAAAAUAUAUUGAUAUUCUAUUAUGGUUUAAAUAUAAUAUACAUAUUAAAAUGUGUAUUUUUCAGUAAAUAGAAGUCCGCUAAUAUUUUCACCAUUAUCUGAAGAUGGUAAUUAAAGAUUUUUAAAUUAUUUAAUUUCAAUUCUAUUAUAAUGUUCAAUAUAUAUUUCCAGAUUUGCCCAGUACAGGCAGUACUGAAUUCACUCCUGAGGGUAUGCAAGCAAUAUCAGCUAAUUAAUAUAUUUAUCAUGCACUUCAUAUAUAAUAUUAAAUAUUAUAAAUGUAUGUAUUUUCAGUUAAUACAAAUGAACAUGAAGUUGAAAGUUCCCUAAAAUUGUUAGAAAGAAAACACAGUUAUGGUAAAUUAAUGAUAAAUAUUUGUUUAAAUUAAUUACUGCUUAUAUUAACCAGGUAUUUUUAAAGGAACCACACAAUCCAGUUAUUCUGAAAAUGAAAUAUCAUUACAAGAUUCUCCACCUAGUGAUUUAUUGACAUCCUCCCAGUCUGAAUCUAAUGAAUACCACACACCUUUUUCACCCAACAAUUUCACAAAUGGAAUUACUAAUGAUAUUGUCAAUCCUUUUAUUUCUUCAAUUUCAAUGCGUAGUAUAUCUACUAAUGUAGUUAAAGAAAAUAUAUUAUCUAAACGACCUUCUUCUUUGCCAGUAUUUAGACAAAAUGGUUUGUGUUUUAUAUUAGCUGAAUAAUAUAAUAGACAUGUUUAAUACAUUUUAUGUGUACUUUAGAUCAUUUUAAUUUUGGAAACAAGUAUACUUCACCUCAGUCUCAAAGAAAAAUUAGUUCUGAUGAAAUAUCAUCAUUACCUCAAGAAAAACAAAUAUUGAUUGAUGAAUCCACAAUGUCACCAGAAUAUCAAAAGACUGAUAAUAUGUCCAUGAAGUUUGAGCCUACCCUAGACACCUUUAAAGAUUUAAGUAUGGUUUAUACGAAGGUAAGUUAAUUCGAUUUAAUACUCUUAGGCCUUUGUUACACUGGGGCGACAAAACGUUGACGCAAUAUAAAAAAAUAGUUGCCAAGUAAAAUAUUGUACGACCUGCAUACUAGAGUUUCUCAGUAGUUAUCAUGUUAUCUUCUGAAGAUGAUGAAUAUUGUAUUAUAUCAUAUUGGUAUCAAAACCAUAAAAUUAAAAAUAAUAGAAGAUAUUGGAUACAUACAUAAUAAUGUUAAUUGUCAAAUUUUUUUUGUCGCUAAUGAAUUAAUACAAGAUGAGGAAAAAUAGUUAAAUUAUAUAAUAAUAAUUUACAUUAUUUUUAUUAAUUAUAUUAUAUUUUUUAUAUAUAUUAUUAUUUAUAUUAUAUUAUUUUAUUAAUUUAUUAUAGUAUAAAACAGUAUUAAAUAGUAGUAGUAAAAAUAUAGUCAGAUAUGGUACCUAUAGUUAUUUAAUAUAAUAUAUUAUAUUAUACAAAAAACAUUGUUGACAAGGCAACUUUUACCAGUCGCUUACGAUUAGUUGCUUUCAUGUCACAUCAUAAUCGCAUCCCAUCGCAGUGGGAAGUCUCUGAUAUAUUAAUCUGUGUUUUAUAAAACAAACGAUUAUCACACAAUAUUUAUUUAUGAUCGCAUUACAUCGCCCUAAUGGGACAACGGCCUUAGUAUUUCAGAUCAAUAAUUAAUAUAGCUGUAUUCUAAAAAUUUGUAUCAUUUUAAUCAAUCAUUUUUAAAAUGUUAUAACAUUAAUGUUUUAGAAUCUAAGAAAUAUAAAGUCUGAAGAGGAUAUUUUGCAAUCUCUAUCAAGAAAUCAUAAAAGUAUUAUGCGUGUGAUCAAAGAUAGGCAGCACAAACUUAAUAUUAUUCAAACUCUAUGGACUAAUAAAGAUUUUAAAGUAUGUAUUAUAUUAUAUUUUUCUACUUACAAUUUAACCUAGAUUCAUUAAAAACAUAUUUUCUAUACAUUUUUAGUCUGCUGUAAAUUAUACAGUUUCCAUGAAUGAUUAUGUAGUGUUGAUAGAUCUUAUAUCAAUUUUAACUCAGCGCCCGUAAGUAUUUUGUGUAAUUAUUGCAUUAUUAAUUUUAAAUACUAUGUUUUAUAGAGCGAAUAAUAUAAUUAUAAUUUUUUUACAACUUUUGAUUAUAAUAAGUUAUUAAAAAGAGUCCAGAUUUGUACUGAUUUUUUUUUGUAAAUAUGCAGUUUAUCAUAAGUGAAGAUGUUGAUGAUUUGUUUAGCAGAAUAUGCAUGCUAAAAAGUAUUGUUUUUCAUAUGUUUAAUAAAAAGUUCAUUUAAAUAAUUUAUUUUUACAUACAUAUUUCAAUGUUUUUUAUGCAUGAGUCAUGAUAAUGUAUAUUAUUUUAAUCUUUUUAAGUGUAUACAAAUCUUAUCAUAAGUAAUAACUAAGGUAAUUUUUCAUUAUUUCGAUUACAAAUCACCACACUUUGUUAUCACAGCAGUGGAGAUUUAGUAGAUUGUACCCUUUUAGUGUUAUUAUUUUUCUUUAAAAAUAUGAUACUAUUAUAGAUUUAAAAAAAAAAAUUUGGAUCACAGAUUUGUUUAUUUCCAUUUUUAGUAAUAAAUAAAGUAAAUAAAUAUAGUAAAGUUUAUAUAUAAAAAUAAAAUAAAUAAAUAAAUAUGAUAAGUGUAUUAUAUGAUCAGUUUUGAAUAAAAAAUUCAUCAUCAGGUAUAUCACAGUCAAAAUGUAAAAGGCAACUCAUUAUGAAAAAUUAAAAGAAAGAAUACAUAGAAAAAAAAUUAUACAAAUUGGUGGUUUUACAUAGAUACAGAAACAAUUUAUUUUAAUAGGAGAGAUUAUUUAAAAUUAGUUAUUAGACAGAUAUGUUAAGAAAUAUAAAUUAUUUGGUUAUUAUUUAUUAUCUAAAAUGUAUUGAUAUAUCUUAUAUAUUAUUUUAAAAUCCAUUCGAACAUUUAAAAUAUUAUUAAAAUUACUUUUUUUUAUUUCAUUGUGUAUGUGUAAUUUUUCUAAAACUUUAAUUUUUAACGCCAUUUUUUAAAUAAUAGCACUUCAGUGUGCUGAAAAAAAAAUUUCACAAUUUCAUUAUUUUAUAAAAACAGAAGACAUUUUCUACCAGAAAAAAAGAUUUAAUCGAAAAAUUGCAAAUACCUCUUUUUUGUUGUAAUUUGGUUAUAAAUAUACAUAGAGACUUGAAACUUGGUAACAAUACUUACAUCAGACUUAAAUUUCCAAAAUCAUCAAAUGACUUUUUUUCCUAUUUUUAAUUUUUUUACAAUGAUAUUUUAUUUUUUUACUGUAGACCUCUUUUAUCCUAGAAAAUUUGCUUCAGUGUAUAAGUCUAGCACUUUUUCUGAAAGUUAAUUUUAUUUUCUUGGUAAAUAUAUAGGUCAUUUUUUGAUUUUCAAAACAAUAUUGAAAACAAAAAUGAUAAACCGAAAAAAAAAACCAUUUUUUCAUGAUUUCAUUAUUUUAAAUAAGUACCCACCACGUUUUCUAGCACAAAUAUGGCUCCAAUUGUAAAAUGAUAAGAGAACACAUUUUAUUGAAUUUUUUUUUAAAACAAUAAUAUUUAAAAACAUUAAAAUAAAAAAUUAUGUAUCCUACCUUCUCAACUUCUCACCUAUAUCAGCUCCCAUGCCCAGUUUUAUUUCUUUUUUUUAUAUUCAAUCUUUUUUUACAUUUUUACUGUGAUAUACCUGAUGAUAAAUUAUUAAUUUGAAUCUGGUUGUAUAAUACUUAUUAUAAUACUUUAGGUGCAUGGAUUCAUUUAUUUAUUUAUACAAGAAUUAACCAUUUUAAUAAUUUUGUUUUUAUUUUAUUAUUUUAUUUUUCAUUAACAGUUACCAUCACAAUUAAUCAAAAUAAAAUAUAAAAUGUUAUAGUAAGACUUUGUGGUAAUAAGCCAGUUUUGUUAUUAGAUAAGUGAGUGACAAUUAGUUGUGGCAUCAACCAGUAGUCAAAAUAAUGGAAUAGUUCUAAAUCUAAUUACUAAAAGUUGAUUAUUUUAGUUACAUUUAAUAUUUGCAUAUUUAGGUAUUUUAUAAAAAUAUUUAAUUAAAUUACAUUUUCUUUGAAUUAUCAUAUCAUUUUCAAUAAAUCUACAGUUGUAAUAAAGAAAAUACUAAAUACAAUUUUUAUUAUCAUGUUUAUAAACUUUAUUUUUAAAAAUGAAUUUUAUUUUUAUUACAGAAAACUUUGGUCUCUAGAUGUUUGUAACAUGUUACUACCAACAAUUUUUUUUUUCAUUAAAAGCGGCAAUGAAGAGUAAGUAUUCACACAAUCAUAAAUACCUAAGCUUUUAUUAAAAAAAAUAACAAAUUAUACAGUAAAAUAAUUGCUAUAUUAUUAGUUAUUUGCUACUUUUUAGAAGAUAAAACUGUAUUUUUACAGCCUUAAAAUCAUUUAUAAAUAGGUUCUUAUACCUUGUUUAAUUAACCUUUAAUUACAAUAAACAUUUUGUGUGAAUUAAUAAUAUGAUAAAAACAAAUCUUUUCAUAAAAUUACUGAAGGCAAUAUUCUGAGCUCUAAUUAUACAAGAGAAGAUUAUAAAGUAUUAAAAUUCAAUGAAUCCACCUAAUUUUGAAAUAACUUUUAUUCUAUUCAAUAUUUUAUCAUAAUAACUUCUAGAGCCUUGUGCUAUGAUUCCUUUACUUUUUACAAAAUCUAAUAUAGUAUGAAUCAAAAUUUGGUGUUACAAACAUUUAUUAAUGAAGAAAUGAUUUUACAAUUUUUGAAAUUUACAAAAAUAGACAAAUUAAUGAAUCUCCAUGUUUAAAUAAUAUUAGCAUCAUUAUUUUUACCAAGAUUUUACACAGUUUAGUCAUAUUUUUUGAUAUAUAUUAGACUAAAUGUUGGGAUAAAAAGUAUUUUACCUGACUAGGGGAAAUAAUCCAUUUUACUUUGAACUUCUUAUAGAAAUAGGUUCAGCCAUUUUAGAGAUUAGCUCAGACAGACACUUUUAUUUUAUUUAUGCCCAUAGAUUGUAUGAAAAAAAUACAAAUGACAUUAAUAAAAGUCAUAAUAAAAAGUAAUAAAAAAAGUCAUUUUUGAUUUCCAUUUUUAAAUACCUAAUUUUAAGACUUAUACAUAAUGAACCCAAAUCAAGUGGAAUAAGUUAAAAAAUAUUUUUGUUCCAUUUUUAACUUAUUCUGGCCCACUAUACAUUGUUUUUAAACUAAUAAAAGACUAAGACAAUAAGAAGUAACAGUAAAUAAGUACAUUAAAUAAUAUUGAGUUUUAUAAUAAAUAUUAUUUGAAACACUGGUUUAGAAAAAAAUAAAUAUUUUAUUAAUUUUUAAAUAUAAAUACUAUUAGUAAAAAUAUGCAAAAAUUGAUGCACUUUUUUUCUAAAAUUAAUGUAACAUGUAAGAUAUUAAUUUUAUAUGUUUGAUUUUUAAAUUUUCUAUUGUAUAGAAAGAAUUUCUAUCUUGAUCUGCUAUGAAUCCAGUGCAUACAGAAAAACAUGCAACUCUUGCAAUUUUUGAGCCCUAGUAAUAACAAUAAAAUCAAUUCUAAUAAAAUUAAACAUAAAAAUUUUUUUAGAAAAUGAUCCAUUCAUCAAUAAUAAAUAUUUGUGAAAAUCAAGUUUUUCAUUUUGUUUCACAAAAUUUAAAAACUAUACUCAAUAGACAAAUAAUAGCACAAGUUUGUUGUCAUUAUUACAAUAAAAAAAAUAAAAUAAAACAAAAGUUAUUUCAAGUAUCAGAUCUGUGUGUUAUAUAUACUAUACAAUUUUCCCAUCAAGAAUACCUUAAAUGGUGCUAAAUAAAUUAAUAAAUAAUGUUUAUAAAUUUUGAUUUAUAAAAUUAAUAUUAACAAUUAUCAUUUAUUUAUUGUUGAUUGUAAUGACAUAAAGUGUAUUUUAAUUCUGUUUUUAGAUUCGUAAAUGUGAGUUUUAAAGCCAUUAGAGAUAUCUUGCAGUAUUUUAUGCCAGUCAUUAUGAAUAAUAUACAAAAUCCACCUUCUGGAAUAGGAGUUGACUUAAUGCAAGAAGAGAGGUUAGUAUUUUAUUCAAAACAAGUAAGAUUAUGUUUAUUUAUUAUUUACAUCAGCAGAUGCAAUUCUAAUAAAUAAAAUAUACAAUGCUUCAAUUACUAAAAAUAUAUUAAAAAUUUAAAAUAUAUACAUUAUGCAUACUGUUAAUGCUGUUCAAUUAACUUUUAUUUAUUAUUUAAUCAAUAUUAUUUGAUAUGCUUAAUAAAAACUGAAAAUCUGCAAAUUAAUUAGUGAAUAAAAAUGCUGACGGGUGUACCAUUAUGAUAGGUGGGAAUUUGAGAUGAAUGAAUACAUAAAAUUAUUUAAUUUAUGUCUGUUAUCACUGAUAAACUAUUGCUGAGCUAUAGAAUUUAGCUUAAAAANAUAAAAUACAAUAGUAAAAUAUUACAAUUUCUUUUUGUAGACAACUUUUCUAAGUUCAAUUAUGCUUCGAUUUUCAAUCAUAGCACUUUUUUUAAAGGGAAAUCUGACCGAGGAGGUACUUUAAAGAGGUCAGUUUUCGAUUUUCUCAAGAGUUUCGCCAGUCAAUGUGAAAAACCAGAAUAAAACCCGGCAAAAUCGGCAAAAUCAAACAAAUUUGAAUAAAGAAAAUAUAUAGUCUAUUUAAUUAUUACACUAUGAGAUGACAUAUAAAUUGAAGGCAAAUCAUCACUAUCAACUGAACUCCGAUUACAAUAUGUUUUUCAUAAGCAAUGGUUUAUCGUUGCUUACAGGUAUAUAUUAAAUUAUGUAUUGCAGCAGGUACACCCGUCGACAUUAUCCUAGGACGGUUUUUUUUGUAUUUAAUGAUAUAUUAAAUUGGUAUUCCUAUAGUAGGUCAGAAUACCACCAUUAUUCAUUUAUACGUACGGGCGACAGUAGAUGCGAUGUAUUUUUAAAUAUUGUUCGUGUAGGUUGGAUAUUAAAAUACGGAUAAACGUCAUCAUAUAAUGACGUCAUACGUACGAAUAUAAAUACAAUACGAAAGACAUCCGUACGAUCAAUGAUUCGUAUAUCUAAAUUUCGUAUAUUCGGUUAUACGAGUACCAAAUUAUGUUCGUAUAUGAAUGACGUAAUCGUACGAGGUACAAAAGAUACAUCGAUGUACCAGGAGCGCAGGACUGGGACGUUAUUGCCGCGACUAUUCGUAACGGUCGUCGCCCGAACGAUAUAGCUGCGACGAGUCACAGUUGUCGGCGGCUGAACAAUAUUCCCGCGACGAGUCGUCGGCGGCAGCCUUCGCCGCCGCAGCGCACAGGGACCCUCAUGAUCUCCUGGUCCAUUAUAAAAUUCUCGUUUCGAUGCCGACCCCAGUCGAAAUAGUCCGCCCUAGAAAAAAGUAUCAAAACGUUAAUAAUUCUUAUUCUUAUUUAUUAUUUGAAUUGUAUUACCUUGUUAUAAUAUGAUGCUGUUUAUCGUUGUUUUAAUUUUGAACCUGUAUGAACAACAUUUUAAAAUAUGUAGCCUACAUCGUACCUCUUUAACUUACUCUACUUACUAUAUGAACACUAUAUAAACAUAUUAUACAUAAAAAUAUUGUAUUAUUUACAUUUAAAUUUCUAAGGAUAAUGUGUCUAUUACAUAAUUAUAAAAUAAAUAGCUACGUACAUCAAAUUGUUAAAUAAUAUAUUUAAAUUUCUAAAUAUAAUAUGUCCAACAUAUCCAACACUAUAGCAUUGUCGAAAAUUAUACUUUAUUUGAGUAGUUACCAAAAGCAAACAAUUGCCAAUACUAAAUUUGUUGAAUUUUAAUCUUAUAUUACUACUAUGUGUAUUAGAAUUAUGUUCAAGUUGACAUCUUUAUCAAUAAAUGUAUAAAUGUAAAUUUUUAAAAUUUAAUCUUCAUUAAUUUCAGGUAUAACAAAUGUCGUAAGUGUCAUAAUAUUCUUAUGAAUAUUAGGUCCUUUGUGUUGAAGAGGCAAACAGUUCAAGGAAAUUUGGGAAAUGUAUUUAGACAGUUGCAUAUGCUUCUACAAACAAUAGAUAUAUUUUAGAGAAGUAAUUGUCAAAUUUUUUUUUUGUGACAACACACUUAUGUUAUUAGAUUGUCAAUAUCCAGUUUUGUUAUUAAUAAGUUAAAGUGAAGGAAUUUGUUUAACAAUCUACUUUUCUUCUUUAUCUUUUUUUUUAAUUUUUAAACCUUAGCUAAUUAUACUGUCUGUAUGUAAUAUUUAUUUUCAUCAUUAAUUUAUAAUUAUUUUUCUAAUCCACAGUAACUGAACUAUAAGUAUUAUGUACUAAUUAUAAUAGUAUCAUUCUAGCUUUUUUACCAAUGCUUUGUAUAAUUUUUUGUUAUGUUAUUUGUUUUACUUCUAUUAUAUAAACACAUUUCACAGUGUUUUGGAAGCCAUGCAUGAAUUUUUGUUUAUUGUUAGUUUUUUUUUGUACUAAUCACAUUAGUCACUGAUAAAUUAAAAACAUUUUUGGAUAUGUUAUAUAAUACAAUAUACACUUGUACAUUCUAAGAUGAUAAAAUGUAUACAUUUUUUUCAUUUUCUGAAAUUAAAUAGGCGAUAUAGUUUUUACAUUUAUAUAUGAGUGUGAUUUUUGUGCUAUUUUAAAAAAGGCCUUGCUAUUCACAAUUAAUAAAUUGUUAAUAAUAUGAAUUAAAAAUGAUAAUGCACACUUAAGGGAUUUCAUAAAAUAAAUUAUUAAUAUUAUACAUAUUAUAUUUUUAAUUUUUUACAUUGAAUUGCUGACAAAUUGUACUUAAAUUGACAUCAAUAUUGUACAAGAAUUAACAUUUUAAGUGUUCUAAUAUUAAAUUUUUUUAAAACAGACUCCGUCCAAUUAAUAAUUUUACUACAAUGUGCCUACAAUUUGUUAUUUUAUUUUUAUUAAACUACUAAACAUUAAUUAUUUCAAAGAAAAUGAAUUUCCAAUUCUCAAAGCAUUAUAUUAUAUUCUAUGUUUUUAUUUAAAGGAAACAAUUUUGUACAAUAUUUUUUAUUUGAUUGUAGCUUUAUUUAAGCGAUCUCAUCUCAGAUUUUAAUCAAUAUAUAUAUAUAUAUAUAUACAUAUAUAUAUACAUAUUUAAACUAAUAUAAUGGUUUUAUUUUUUAAAACCAAUUUGUAAAUAUCUGUCUUUGCAUUAUUGUUUGCAUUUCACUUAUUAAUAAUUCUAUUUGGUUGCCAUCCAUUGGUUUUUCUGUACUUAAUUAGUUUUAAUCAGUAUAUUACAAAGUCACAGAAAUUGGGAGGUUAGAGAGCCCUAUUAACAAGUUGACUGCCUUAUGCGUCUUAUCUAACUCUAACUUAUUUUAGUAAAAUUUGAUACAGAAUAUCAUUAAACUUCAUAUGAAAAGCAUAAGAAUCUAUUUUUGUUUAAAUAAUACCCAAAGUGUUUAUGACUAAACUUGUUGUAUUGACUAGAGCAUGGUUGACCCAAUUAGGUGAACAUUAAAACUAACUGAUGCAAGUAUUAAAGAAGUAUUCUAAAAAAUGCAAAGACAGUCCAUCUUGUUUACAACUAUGAGUAUUUAUUUUGUAAUUCAAUCUUGAAAUGUAUAUAUUUCAGCUAAAUUACAAGAAAAAGUUUGAUUUAUUUAUUAAAAUUGUUUUUUUAUUCAGAUUAAUUUCUCAUUGUUGAGUUGAAAAAGACUCUACAAUUUAUUUAUGAUUAAUAUUUUGUACAUGUCCUUCCAGUAAAAAUUCUGGGUCACUGGUCUCAAUAAAACAAUUGGUUUUGAAUAGCUAGGUAAUUGUUCGAUUUCUUUUAAACAAUUCUGGUUUGAAUGAAUAUUUUUAUUUAACAAAAACUUUGUUGAACUAGAAAAUAAAAAAAAAAAACAAUGAGAAUAUAACCGUUUGUUUAAUAGGUAGUUUUGAUCAAUUUUAACCCUUAAUUAUUGACUAACAGUUAUUACAAAGUUUAAAUUUGUUUUAAUAAAUGUAAAUCUAAUUGAACAUUACCUAUGUACUUGUAUUUUUCAUUAAUACUGCUAACUGUUAUUCAGAUCAAUUAACUUAAUAAUAAUGUAUAAAUUAAGUUUAUCGAAUAGUUAUAUGGUUUACAUCAAAAUGCCUAUGUAUUGGUUAUAUUAACUCUAUAUUAAUUUUAACAAACUGCUGCCUGGUUGAUUUUAUUUAAUUUAUAAUUUAAUAAUUAAUUAAUAUUUUAUUGUGUGAAAUGAACUGUACACUAUAUUAUUUAAUAACUUAUUAGGUACCUAGGUACACAAUUAAUUUGUAAACAUUUUUAUACAAUUAUAUACAUUAGUGGGUAUUUAAAAUGUUAAUCAGUAAAAAACUUUUAUGUAUUAUUUAAAAAAAAUCAUGUAAUUUUUUUCUUCUGUGAGUUACAACUGUCUAAUUUUAACUUGUGUAAUUAACUUUGUACAAAUGAGACGAGCUUAUGUUGCUCUUUUGAUUAUUGCUAUUUAUUUAAAAAUACAGUAAACUAACAAAA